Molecule: messenger RNA, 1707 nt
Organism: Lotus japonicus
Lineage: Eukaryota; Viridiplantae; Streptophyta; Magnoliopsida; Fabales; Fabaceae
Exons: 4
Coding region: 1-1707 (568 amino acids)
Source: RefSeq, a predicted model, not a curated record
AUGAGACUCAAGAAGCAGCUUCAUCCUAUAAAGGUUGGGGAUAAAUAUAUGAUUCCACCAGCACGUUACACGAUGUCAAAGGAAGAAAAGAUUAAUUUUUGUCGUAUCUUGAAGGAUGUGAGGUUUCUUGAUGCAUAUGCCUCAAAUAUAGGUCGUUGCGUAAAUAUAAAUGAACUCAAGAUUUCAGGACUUAAAAGUCAUGAUUAUCAUGUUAUACUUGAGAGACUUCUUCCCCUUGCCAUAAGAGGAUUGCUUCCCAAGGAUGCUUGUGAUCCUUUGAUUGAGUUGUCUUUAUUCUUUGGUGAUUUAUGCUCUAAAGAGUUAGAAUUAAAUGAGCUGGAUUGUUUACAGAAUCAAAUUGCAGUGACACUUUGUAAGCUGGAGCGCAUCUUCCCACCGUCAUUUUUUGAUGUUAUGGUUCAUCUAUCAAUUCACUUGGCAAAUGAAGCAAAAACUGGAGGUCCUGUUCAAUAUAGAUGGAUGUAUCCUAUUGAAAGAUUUUUGCGCGUUCUAAAGAGUUAUGUGCGCAACAAAGCACGACCAGAAGGUUCCAUAGCAGAAGGCUAUGUGUCUGAAGAGUGUAUGACAUUUUGUGCUCGAUAUUUGACCGACAUGAAUUCUAGAUUAAAUCGGCCAAAUAGAUAUAUGGACUAUGCAAGUAAUGAAUCUGUUGGUUUGUCAGUGUUCAAAAACAAUGGUCGAUCUAUUGGAGGAGGUUCGUGGGAAUGUAUAAACUCUUCUGAACUUCAACAAGCUCAUUUUUACAUAUUACAAAAUUGUGAAGAAGUCAGACCUUGGAUUGAAGAGCACAUGGCGAAGAUAAAAAAUGAAAGUCAUAGAAACAUAGAAAAGAGGCACAAGGAGCAAUUCCCCAAAUGGUUUGAAAAUGAGGUUUUGCGAUUACAACAAUUGGGUGAUGAGAGGAUUAGUAAACAACUAGAAAUAUUAUCAAAAGGGCCGGACUUUCGAGUGUUCAACCACAAAGGAUACAUUCUAAAUGGCUUCAAGUCUCGUACAAAAGAUGCCGAGAGACACCUAAAAACCCAAAACAGCGGUGUGAUAGUAAAAGGGGAUGAGUUAAGCGGAUAUGUUGAUUUUUAUGGUGUGGUUAGAAAGAUCACUGAAAUAAGAUAUUUGGAUAACAACUUUGCUAUACUAUUUGAAUGUGAUUGGUUUGAGGCUCCUUCUGAAGGUCGAAAUCAGGGCAUGGGAUAUAAGAGAGAUGAAUAUGGAUUUAUUAGUAUAGAUAUGACAAAGUUAUAUUACAAAAGUGAUCCAUAUAUCUUGGCCUCUCAAGCUGGUUUGGUUUAUUAUGUAAAAUACAGUGACAAGGAAAAUUGGUAUACGGUUGUUAAAGUCAAGCCAAGACAUGUCUUUGACUUGCCAAAUGUUGAAGUUGACGAUGACUUGGAAGCAUAUCAACUAAAUGAGUUGAGUGAUACACAUGGACAACUGGAAACACCGUUAGUAAACCAAGAUGAAGUUGUUUUAAAUGAGGCUGAUGAUGCACCAUUAGUAAACCAAGACGGUGAGGUUUUAAACAGGGAUGAUGUUGUAGGACUACGCUUGGAUGAAAGUAUUAUUGAGAAGGAAGAAGAACUAAAAGAAUUGGAUGAUGCAAGUGACUAUGAAACUGAUAGUGAUGAAGAAGAAUCUCACGCAAGCGAAUAUGAUUUGUCUGAGAAAGAAGAUUCUGACACAGAAUAA